Molecule: messenger RNA, 2363 nt
Organism: Puccinia graminis f. sp. tritici CRL 75-36-700-3
Lineage: Eukaryota; Fungi; Basidiomycota; Pucciniomycetes; Pucciniales; Pucciniaceae
Exons: 7
Coding region: 263-2107 (614 amino acids)
Source: RefSeq, a predicted model, not a curated record
UUGGCAUCGGCUCAAACUACUUGGUACCAAAGGUCUUUCUGUCUGUGAGGAUGUGAACGCUUUUACCAAGAACCUUUGGGCAUUGCAUGCUCUCUUGUGCCCUUGAUAUCGAAAUCUCUCAAUUAUUUAGAUACGAAUACUCUUCACAUUCUUUCAUCAAACUUCUGUAUAAUUACGAAGUCUAGACUCAUACUCAUUGCCAUUAAUUCGCGCUUUUUCAGCUGGGAGACGGAUCAGUACCAUUGACGAGGAAGCAAUCAGCAUGUCAACUCCAACAACGCCUGAACAAUGGAUCGCCUUGCGUGAGAAUACCCGGCAAAGUGCAAUACUUCAACGAACUGUAUCACAGACCAUCGAACUCAGGCUAUGUGCUGUCCUAACAUUCCUGAGCGGACUACUGUAUGCGGCAAGCUUUUUGAAGCGACGAAAAGGUGGAAUGUGGAUUUGUAAAAAAGAUGUUGAUGGAUACUAUCAUCCCAACGUGCAUACAACUCUUCCUAUCUUUGCAGUCCUCUAUGCCAUCUUGGACGUCAGUGCCGUGUUAAUUGUCGAGAAGACUUUAAACCAUCCGGUCGAUCCGGUACCUGUUACACUACAACUCUUGGCUUAUCAGAUACUUCAAGUUUUUGCCUGGAUAAAAAUAUGGGCUGUUUUGUACGCGCUGCUCUCCUCGCGGUUGCGUCGUCACACGAAUAUUGGCAGCGCUUCGCAAACAAGGAAGCUGGUUUCGCCACGGAUAUUCAAUACUUUCAUUUUCACCACCAUCACUACGGUCCUAAUGGGACAGAUACCAUUAAUUACUUCGCUAAACUUAUCGAUUGAGAAGUUUAGGAAUCAGUUUUCGAUUUCUGACCUCCUACUCCAACAAAUAACCUCCGUAUCAACCAAUCCUCCGGAAGAUCUUGCAGCACAAACAAUUCUCAAUCUCAUCGUUUUGAAAGAUGAAGGUGCCAAAGCAAACAGAUUAUUCUUAAGCUAUCUCAUCUUUCUGAUUUCCUGGAUGAGCUUCAACAUCCUGGUGUUUUCAAUAUCCACGGCUUUUCUCUUACACGCCCUACGAACUCAAAAAAAUGUUCUUUCGUCUGCAUUGGAAAAUCGGAAAGUGCUCAAACAGAUUCAAGAGAAUGAACAGAAACAGGUAAACGUUAGACAGAGCUGCGAAAGCUGGGUCUUUUGCACCAGUGAAGGCGACUCCACAUCCAGACGAACCCACAAAAGUUUCAACCCUUGGACUUGGAAAUCUUGGAUUGAUUUUGCUAAGGAUGAAAGUUUGAAUGGUGAUGCAUUUUGGAACCGAAUUAAUAUGUUAAACCUACCAGUACGCGCUUCCCGGGCAGAUCUUGCGGAUGCCUUUGCGAUCGGAGAAACAUCUAUCCAGGCAGACCAUUCGGCGAUCAAUGAUGCGGCACUCGAAGUGCAUUGCGCGACUACCACUCGUUACUGGUACAGCACCAUGGGCCAAACGAUUAUUGGAUUGGGGAUGUUUUCGGCGUACCUGAUAAUGGCUUGUUGGUUGCUGAUUGAAAGCCCAAACUCCUCGGGGAAAGACGAAUUGAUCGAAGCGUUCAUAUGGUCAAACUGGACAUGGGGAGGAGGGCCUGGACUUGUUCUAGGAAUCGUUGCUUGCAUUGUGGCCUUCUCGCCCUCUCCAGCACUUCCACAGAGCUCAAAACAUCAAGCCCUUGCCAUGUCAACCUCAGCUAGAACUGCAACGACAUUCGCUCAAGACCAGGAAAAAUAUGAAAAGAACAGACCAACGAUUAACGCAGGAUUAUCGUGUUCGAGAAGCGAGUUGGAUAUCAUUCCAUCUUCUGCUCCCCGGCCGGCCCGUCGGACCGACAACUUGAGCAUUUCGAGCUCUGUUUGGAGGAGUCCCUCAACAGACUCUUGCAGAGCUGACAACAGCACUCAAGAUUUGGCCCGUCGGCCAUCAUUUUCCUCUUCAAUUUUUAGCUUUCAGACCGCACGUCACGAAUCUUUCUACAAGGCAGUAAACGAUGAAAUGCCUUGGGCGAUGACAAAUGAUUCAGCACAAGAGGAUUCCCAGACGGAAUGGAUUGGAGGUGGGCAUUUCAAGGCUAUCAAAGGCCUAAGAGAGGGAAUUUGAGAGGAGGAACGAUUGUUAAAUUUUUGUGUUUAUUGCCCUUGUUAUCAAAUUUAGCAUCAUGCUUACAGAGUUUCCUUGCUUCCGCGUCAUUCAUACCUUCUCUCAUUUUUUCAUCAUUAGAAAAUCAUCAUGCCUUAGAAAGCCCAAUUUCUAGUAACUUCUUAUCAGUGCCCACACAUAUUAUUCUUACACUGACAUUCAUGCUUUGGCUACAAUUUUGUAAUUAGAAACCAUAUCCAGAGCAUUCCAACACCGA